Trichoderma reesei QM6a is the source of this 1281-nucleotide messenger RNA. RefSeq lists its product as uncharacterized. NCBI's taxonomy places the organism in Eukaryota, Fungi, Ascomycota, Sordariomycetes, Hypocreales, Hypocreaceae. Gene Ontology annotation, molecular function: glycosyltransferase activity. The transcript has a single exon. Bases 1 to 1281 code for a protein of 426 amino acids. The record is from RefSeq and is a predicted model, not a curated record.
AUGCUCGAUGAUAAAGCGACCGCACGCUCGACGAUUGUCGAUAUCCCAGUAGAUGUUCCAAAGCAAUACCUACCGGAGGGACUCCCCGACGGAAUAACACUCCUAUCCCCCGACAAGCUCGAUCAUCGAACGGACGCGGAGAUCGCGGCAUGGCUCCAGAAGCGCCAUCCCGUAACUUCGGAAAAGAACAUCUGGGGGUUCUGGCAUAAUGGUUUCGCCAACAUGAAGCCCUGGACACAGCGGAAUGUCAUCAACUGGGUCCGCCGCUUGGGCCCCGAGUGGAACGUCCACAUUGUUGACCGACUAGACGGCUCAGAGACCAACGUCUUGAACUACGUCGAGGAGUCGUACUUUCCGAAGACGUUCCUUGAGGGCACAAUGGAUGGCCACAAGGCUCACAUGGGAGACUUGGUUCGUUUGCCAUUACUCUGGAAAUACGGAGGCGUGUGGAUGGACGUGGGCCUCAUCCUGCUGCGGCACGUUGACGACAUCUGCUGGAAGCGCAUCGAGGAUCCGGAGUCGCCCUACGAACUGAGCGCCGUGGCAUUGAUGCACUUGCCGGGCACCUACACCCCUCUCAACGGAUUCCUAGGCACCAAAAGCGGCAAUCCAUUCAUCAAGAGGUGGCACGACGUCUAUCUCGCGCUGUGGGAAGACGGGGUUACCAACGCAACGGGAUUUCAUAAGCAUCCCUUGCUCCGACAUCUGCCUCUGUUCAAGCCUGACAUGUCCACGGUCAACCUGGAGGACGACGUCAACUUUGACCCCGAGUUCUUCUCCGACUACGUGGCUCAUUAUCUGUGUGGGGAGCGCAUCCGCAAACUCGUUGAUCCCAACGACGGCUUCAACGGUCCCGAAUGGUACGACAAGCACAUGCUCAUAUUUGAUGCGGCGGACGAGAUGCUGUAUGCCCAGAUCAUUACGAAAUGGGACGUGGAGAAGCAGUUCCGGCUUCUAUCUCUGAAGCGCUCCGGAGAGGGCGCGGUUGUUAAUGAGGAGUGGCAUGAAGCUGAGGAGUUUGUGAAUACUCUGCUGGCGAAGACGGCCAUGCUCAAGUUCCCGCAUGGACCGGGUGGUGAGGGGUUGAAGGUGAAAAUGCUGGCGGACUUGUGGGAUGCGGAUGAGAAUCGGGACAAGGACCAUGAGGAGGGGACGUUUGCCGCAUAUUUGCGGUACGGGUCGGUGCAUUUUGAUCAGACGAGGGAGGUGAAGAAGCUCGAGUGGCAGAAUCCGAAGGAGGAAACUUUUACGGUUGGAUAUUUGGAGCCUGUGCAGCAGUAA